Molecule: messenger RNA, 1340 nt
Organism: Phoenix dactylifera (date palm)
Lineage: Eukaryota; Viridiplantae; Streptophyta; Magnoliopsida; Arecales; Arecaceae
Molecular function (GO): RNA binding
Source: RefSeq, a predicted model, not a curated record
AGUCUCUCUCCGUCCCUGGAUUCCCAUCCCUAUAUCGAGCUUUGCUCUCCUGCUUCUUUCUCCCCCUUGCCUGCUUCUUGUUCUCUACUCUGGUGUUUUAGCUUCCCUUCUCUUUCCCUCCGAAACCCUAAUUCCGAGGGCAAUCGGUUCGAUUCCUUAGUUGCUCUUCUCAUCGGUCGCACGAGGAGGAGGAGAAGGGGGAGCGAGGGGGCGGCUCCGGAGGCAUGGAUAGAUACCAGAGGGUGGAGAAGCCGAGGCCGGAAUCGGCCAUAAGCGAGAACGAGAUCCGAAUCACCACUCAGGGACUCAUUCGGAACUAUGUUAGCUAUGCGGGCAGCCUCCUUGAGGAAAAACGGGUAAGAGAAAUUGUUCUAAAGGCAAUGGGACAGGCUAUCAGCAAGACUGUGGCCAUAGCAGAGAUUAUAAAGAAAAGGAUACAUGGGUUACAUCAAGAUACUACCAUCAGUUCAACCAGCAUUACUGAUGUGUGGGAACCUAUUGAGGAGGGCCUUGUUCCUUUGGAGAUGACUCGCCAUGUCUCAAUGAUUUCGAUAACUCUGUCAACCAGAGAGUUGAACAGGAACUCUCCCGGGUAUCAAGCUCCAUUACAUGUAGAGCAGCCAAGGCAACAGCAAAAGACGCAGCAGCUACAGCAGUAUCGACAGCAGCAACCGAGACAAGUGCAAAAUCAAAUUGCUGAAGAAGCAUACGGCCGAGGGCGUGGUCGAGGUAGAGGAAGAGGAAGGGUUUGGGGAAGAGGCGGAUAUGGUGGUUAUGGUGGAUAUGGUGGAUAUGACAACAACCAAGAAAAUGGAUGGAACUGGAAUUGGGGUCGAGGUGGAGGUCGAGGUAGAGGAGGUUGGGGUUAUCGUGGUGCUGGAUAUGAAAGAGGCAGAGGGGGUGGAAGAGGCUAUGGCCGUGGGCGGGGAAGGAUGGGUGUCCGAGGCAGGGGCAACCAGGCUGAGUGGUAGUUGGAGGUUUUGAUGUUUUAAGGCAUGUUUGGUUUUUUAUGUCAGGGAAAAAGUAGUUAUAUCACCCUUGGUUUGGGCCAUCAAAUGUGAGAUGUGGUGGGUGUCUCGCUUGGGUUAUUGACAAGCUAAGUGAUUUUGCUGUUUCUCUAUAUGUUGGAUCCUUAGCAGUCCUUGUGCAUCUGCCCGUUUCCCCUGGCUGCUAGAUGUCUCCCUUCCUCUCAUCUUGCAAUGCCCCCAAUGUAUCUUCAAAUCCUUCUUUCUUUUUUUCAGCACCUUUUCAUUAACCUGCAAUCUUGUUUGUAUUUGGUAACAUAUCUGGUUGUUCCUAAAUUUUUCUCCUUAUAAAUAAUCAUGGUUUUUCUCUUAUUA